This is a messenger RNA of Drosophila sulfurigaster albostrigata, 764 nucleotides long. RefSeq names its product tetratricopeptide repeat protein 12-like. Lineage: Eukaryota; Metazoa; Arthropoda; Insecta; Diptera; Drosophilidae. Gene Ontology annotation, molecular function: protein binding. The record is from RefSeq and is a predicted model, not a curated record.
GCCGCAGCAAACAUCAUUCCAUUCUCAACUCAGUUACGAGUCUAAUAUAUCUACGAGUACACUAUCACAAUAAUAUUCACAAAAUGUCUGCGCACAGACACAGCGAGUUGCAUGAGGAUUUCCUAUUGAAACCCUCAAAGGUCGAUGAUGUCAUUAAACUGCUCAACGAAAUUGCCAAAAGCAGCAAGGAUAAGACUGAAAUGGACAUCAGUGCAGGAGUUACGGACACUAGUUUCAUGGUCUUGAAGCGCAUCGAAACUGGCGAGAGGCGAAAGAGCUCUAUUCGCAGAAGCAACCUUAAGAGAACAAAUACGAAUCAAUUUACAUUCAUGCGGCAAAUUAAUGUAAGCGAAGAGGAGAGGCACAAAGUGCGAAUUGAACGCAUGAGUGUGGCGAAUAGUUUUCGCAGAUUGGGCAAUCUAGAGUAUCGCAAGUUGAACUAUGAUAAGGCAAUUGAUUAUUAUUCAAAGGGUUUGAAUUAUAUUGUCGACUCGCCAGUUCUUUAUGUGAAUCGCAGUCUGUGCAACAUCAAAAAACGCGAAUAUAAACGAGCUCUAUUAGAUCUGGAUCAUGUGCUUAACAACCUAGAUGAGAUCUGUCUGCGAGCUUUGCUUUAUAAAGCCGGCACCUUGAAGCGAAUGAAUAACGAAACUGGCUUCGAACAAUACGUUCAAACAGCGCGACGUUAUCAUAGAUCAGAGUUGACAUAUAUUGAUUAUUUUUUGGACAAAAUGCGUUCAGAUUUCUAGCAAACAUUUUUCAUA